Molecule: messenger RNA, 2011 nt
Organism: Boleophthalmus pectinirostris (great blue-spotted mudskipper)
Lineage: Eukaryota; Metazoa; Chordata; Actinopteri; Gobiiformes; Gobiidae
Product: noggin
Exons: 1
Coding region: 131-775 (214 amino acids)
Biological process (GO): negative regulation of BMP signaling pathway; negative regulation of cell differentiation; dorsal/ventral pattern formation
Source: RefSeq, a predicted model, not a curated record
UCUCUGCACAAUGACGACCCAAACGUGGAUUCUACACACACACUGACCCUCCCCAUCACAGCCUCUGCCUCUCGCUCCUGAAAUGGCUCCUGCGUUUUGACUUUUCCUUCACAACUUUUACCUCCUGAAAAUGGACAGCAUGUUUCUUUUCGUAUUUUCUGUUGCGUUGUUUAUCCAUAAUGGGAUUUGCCAGCAUGACUUCCUCCUCCGGCCGAUUCCGAGUGACAGUUUACCUGUGGUGGUGCUAAAGGAGAACCCGGACCCCAUUUUCGACCCCAAAGAACGGGACUUUAACGAAACCGAAAUGCGCGGCACCCUGGGCGAUUUCGACGCGCGGUUUCUCUCCGUCUUCCCCCCGACUUCGGAAGGAUACAACGCCAACGACGACUUCCAAGAAAUCCAGAAGCCGAGCGGGAUUUUGCCCAAAGAGAUCCGCGCCGUGGAUUUCGACGCGCAUUUGGGUAAAAAGAUGAAGGCGAGUAAGAAGUUGAAAAGGCGCCUGCAGCAGUGGUUGUGGGCGUAUUCGUUUUGUCCGGUGGUCUACACGUGGACGGACCUCGGUUCAAGGUUUUGGCCCAGGUUCUUGCGGGCGGGGAGCUGCCUGAACAAGCGCUCCUGUUCGGUACCUGAGGGAAUGCAGUGCCGGCCGUCAAACUCAACGCAUCUCAAGGUUUUGAGUUGGAGGUGUGCUGUCCGGAAAGGAGGACUCAAAUGCUCCUGGAUCUUGGUACACUAUCCCAUUAUAACGGACUGCAAAUGCUCCUGCGCCAGCUAAAGACUACUCACUCGGACUUUCUCACGAUGAAAGAAAAACUGGCAAACUUCGGAGGUAUCUGCAAUCAACUGCUGUAUUCACUGCAAAAAAUCUAAAUUGUUGAGUUGCAUUGACUUAAAGUUUCUGAAAAUGUUGAAAUAAGGUAACUUUCUUGUUUUACGUCAGUCAGAAAUGUCGUGUCAUCUUAACUAGUCGAGACAAAACAUGAUUUAAAACUAAAACGCAGUUGAAAAUAGCUCUUUAGACUGUUUAUUCCAGUAAUCCAAAUCAAAACGGACUUCUCAGCCACUGGAAAACGACAGUACUGCUAAACUACUAUACUCGAAACAGUAAACGAAAUAAUGCGAGCGAUGGAAGACAUGUUUUUUUAUGGACGAUGGUUCUUCAUUGCAAAAGUUGAAAGCCUUAAAACUGACGUGCGAGGCUUCUGUGUAUUAUAAGAAUUGUAUUUGCGAACAAAGUAUUUAAUAUUAGACAUUUUAACUUAUCUGCUUUUUUGGUUUUUGACAAUGACGACGAGUGAAAUCUGCAAAAAUGUAGUUGUCAAAUGGGAAAACUGGCCAACUGAGACGUACUGGGGAUGUCUCAGAUAAACGUAAAGAUGCCUGUAUCUGCAAUUUAAAGGGACAUAAGGUAGAAAAUGUUUAAAUAUGCUAUAAGGGAACAGCUAUAGGCAAGUAUUGUUGUGUCUAUGCAGCUUUAGAUACACAAAUGUAGUUAAUUCUGUCAAAAAUGCCAAGGAACAGAGUUUUGUGGCUACAGUUUCGCAAAAAAAUACAAUUUCACGUAUGUUUUAAAUCCAGUUAUGAUUUAAGUAAGUUAGGUCACUUCUUUUUAACAACAAAACUGGAAAUUCCGCCAUAUAUUUUUGUCAAAUUUUUCACAAUUCAUCGACAAAUUUGAAAAUUCCAACGUGAAACAAACACAAACAAUUUCGGUGAUUUUUUUUGUCGGUUUUCUUUUACCGUAUCCACAUUUUGUCAUGAAUUUAAAGCGGUAUUUUGUUUAAUCUUCUUUGGCCGAUACCUUGAGACCUUCUGUUGAAUUUGUGAAUGACCUCCAGGCACAUGAUUUGUAAUGAUUUUCUGUGAUUUUCAUGUGAUUCUAGAGUUGUAACGUGUGAUCGAACCUGCAGCCAACGGGGAAACGGGCUGUGAACGUGCUGAAUGUAACUCCAGUGUAAAAAAAAAAAAAAAAAAAAGCCAGUAUUAGUGUACGCAGAGUCUAUCAUCAGAG